CAGCGUUUGUUUUAGAAGGUCAGUGUUUGGUAGACCUACAGUUAAGAUAUAUGAAGGUUGCGAUACUCAGCAAAAGGUUCUUAUACAAGAAUUACGGAUGUACUGUACGGUGCAAAACCACUUGGCAGACACGAUGGUCAUGGAGGAAAAAAAAAGCUUAUCAUGUGCCAAGAAUUUGCAUGUACGCUGACUACAAAUGAGAGUAUUUUCAUCUGAAGACUGCCCUCAAGGUUUCAAUGGGAGAAAGGGAGGAGAUUGCUGUGUUCCUUGCUCUUUAUAAAAAGGGACGCAAGUUGCGGUAGUUUGCGGUUUAAUGCCAAGCAUAGUAGCAUUGCCUGCGACUACGCAGAAACAGACAUUGAACAGGAACAGAAACGUGGAACCAUUAAGGAACUGUUUGUUUUAUUAUUUAUACUUAUAUCUAGUUUUAUACUGCUAGUCACCGAUAUGCCUAGAUACGAGCUAGCUUUGAUACUCAAAACAAUGCAAAGGGAAUAAAACACUAGUCUUUACUAGACUGUCCGCUGCAACUACUGUAAGAAUUUUUCCUGUACACCAUCCCAGUAAAUGGCCUUGGAUUAUCAUUAACAUAAAUUGGACAACGGAAAUUGUUUGUUUGUUUUUUUUUACCUCCCUGGGAUCCUACAGUUUCCUAGACAGCAAACCAAAGGACAAAGUGUUUGACCUGCAUGAAAAUACUGUGUUUUUAGUUUUGAACACACUGGAUUUUGUUGUAAGACUGACUUAAUAUUUCGAAAAAUAAUGAGGCCUUCAAUGGAAGCCGCAGACGUUGCCGUUGUGGCACUGUACUUUGUGCUUGUGGUGUGCAUUGGUUUCUUCGCCAUGUGGAAGUCCAACAGAAGCUCUGUGAGUGGGUACUUUCUGGCAGGACGGUCCAUGACUUGGUUUGUUAUUGGGGCCUCCUUAUUUGUCAGUAACAUUGGCAGUGAACAUUUCAUUGGGCUUGCAGGAUCUGGAGCAGCAAGUGGGUUUGCAGUAGGAGCUUGGGAAUUCAAUUCACUUUUGCUCCUGCAACUUUUGGGAUGGGUAUUUAUCCCUGUCUACAUCAGGUCAGGGGUCUAUACCAUGCCAGAAUACCUAUCCAAGCGUUAUGGUGGGAAAAGAAUAAAGAUCUAUUUUGCUGCUCUGUCUUUAUUGGUAUACAUUUUUACCAAAAUUUCUGUGGCCCUUUAUGCUGGAGCGCUGUUCAUCCAAGAGUCAGUGGGAUGGAACUUGUACCUGUCUGUAAUUCUGUUAAUUGGCAUAACAGCCUUGCUGACUGUUACUGGGGGGCUGGUGGCUGUAAUCUACACAGACACUCUACAGGCUUCCUUGAUGGUUGUUGGAGCCCUCAUCCUCAUGGUCAUCAGCCUUGUCGAGGUUGGGGGGCUUGAGGGAGUCAAGACCAAGUACAUGCAGGCCACUCCAAAUGUGACUGCAAUUUUGGCUGCCUACAACUUCAGCUACUCCAACAGCUGCCACAUUCAUCCAAAGCCGGACGCACUAAGAAUGUUGCGUGAACCCUCUGAUGAGGACAUCCCCUGGCCUGGAUUCCUCUUUGGCCAAACCCCGGCUUCAGUUUGGUACUGGUGCGCUGACCAGGUCAUCGUCCAGAGGGUACUUGCAGCAAAGAACAUCGCUCAUGCCAAAGGGUCGACCUUAAUGGCUGGUGUCCUAAAGGUCCUUCCAAUGUUCAUCAUUGUGAUCCCUGGGAUGAUUUCAAGAAUACUGUACACUAAUGAAAUUGUGUGCAUCAGCCCAGAGCACUGCAUGGAGGUCUGUGGUAGUCGGGCAGGUUGCUCCAACAUUGCUUACCCUCGCCUGGUGAUGAACAUUCUUCCUGUAGGCCUUCGUGGUUUGAUGAUGGCUGUGAUGAUUGCAGCCUUAAUGAGUGACUUGGAUUCCAUAUUCAACAGUGCCAGCACCAUCUUCACUCUAGACAUCUACAAGAUGUUUAGGAAAAGUUCUACUUCCAGAGAGCUUAUGAUUGUCGGACGACUUUUUAUGGUUUUCAUGGUGGCUAUAAGCAUAGCAUGGGUUCCAGUCAUUGUGCAGAUGCAGGGUGGCCAGAUGUACCUCUAUAUUCAGGAGGUUUCAGGCUAUCUCACUCCACCUAUAGCGGCUCUGUUCCUGUUAGGAGUCUUUUGGAAGCGCUGCAAUGAGACCGGAGCAUUUGUCGGUGGGAUGACUGGUUUCCUUUUAGGGAGCAUAAGGUUAAUCUUGGUUUUUGUUUACCAAGCCCCUGACUGUGACCAACAAGACAACAGGCCAGCCUUCAUCAAGUACAUUCACUACAUGUACGUGGCAGCCUGCUUAUUCUGGAUCACCGGAAUCGUUACAGUGGUUGUGAGUCUCCUCACCCCGCCCCCUACAAAAGAGCAGAUCCGGACCACCACUAUCUGGGGGGUUUGGAACAAGGAUGUGAAGCUUGGCCAUCACAAGGAAGAAUCCUACAAGUUUACUGGCAAGAACCCUGUUGACGACAAAGGGACAUCGAAGCACAAAGAGCUGCCCACUGGAUUGCACAGAGAGAAGAUAGUUGAUGGCACUGAUGUUAAGCUUCUGGUCUUGCAGGAUUCCUCCACCCCUGACUGUUUGACUCCCUGUCCAUCUGAGGAUCAGACCCCCAUGGAACAUUAUAGGAAUGGGCAGGCAAGUCUCAUGAGCGGAGCCUGUGAAGAGGAUGAGCAGCCUGAGAGAACCAGCACAUGCUGGAAAGUGGUCUACUGGUUCUGUGGUUUGAAAGGCCAGUCUACCAAGACUCCUCCCAGAGACCCGGUAGAAGAAGAGACUAGAUGUCUGGAAAUGCUUUAUGAGCCUCCAAAAAUCAAACUGUUGCUAAAUAUAAUGCUUUUUGUGGUGUGCUCUUUGGGGGUAUUUCUGUUUGUUUGUUUCUCUUUGUAGUCCUCUUGUCAUCCCAAAAAAGGUUUCCAUUUACAAGCUGUUGAAGUCUGUAAUAUUUACAGUAUAUUUAUAAAAUAAGAGUAAGCAAACUUCUUUGUUUAACAUUGCAGCUUGCAUAUAUUCGAAUUGUCAUAGUGUGUGCUAUAGUGAAUAAUACAACUAUUUGUAAACCUUUGCACAAUCGGGCUGUCCCGUAGAUUUUAUAAAGAAGACAAAUGACCAAAAAAUGUUAUAUAACUUUGUUCAUAGCUUGAACUACCAAAAUACAUAGCUUAACUUUGCUUAAAGCAAUAGAAUCUUAAUUUCUUGCACUAAAAUUUCAUACAGUUGUGGGGGCCAUUGUUGUGUCAAAUACGUAACUAGUACUGGAUUUUUUUAUAGGCAUGCUUGCCCAUUGGCUUUACAGUAACAGCAUUUCUCCAUUAUUGGGUAAAACACUUUGCUGCAAUGUUUGUGAUUGUGCUCAUAUAACUAACUUAUCUUGUGUAGGGAUGCAAUGGUUAUGCUUUUUCCAAACCAACUUUCAGUAAAAUCCAAAACCGAAAUAUACUAACAAAAGAUAAACUAACCUGACAUUUGUGUACAAUGAAAGUGUUGGCAGUCUCUGCACUAAGCUGUUAAAGUUGAUUUUAAUUUGUUUCUACUUUUUGCACAUACUUUAAGCCACAAUUGUCUACAAAUAAGCAUACAACUUAAUCUAAAAAAGCACUGUAAAAGAGGGAGGAGACGGGCAUUGUCUGGCUCCUGUUAAAAUACUGUCCCAAAAAAUGAAAACUGGUUUACAAUAUUAUUGUGAUGUCAUGUAGGCUUAUUUAUUGCUGUGCAAAUUGUGUUCUAGUUCUUCCUGAAGAUGCAUUUUAACUUUGUGAGCAGUUUGUAGAUGUGCACUGUCCUUGAUGCUUUUAUCUAAAUGCACCCUGCUCUGUCAAGAGAAGACAACAGGCAGUUGUGUUGUCUGGUGGAGUUACUGAGUAGAUAUAAUUUAGCACAAAGUGUAAAAGGGUGGAUUCUCUCGUCUCAAAUUACAACCACCUUUUUACAUAUUUUAUUUAGUUUGUACUGAUCUGCUCAAGUUAUGGAUCUAUAAUUUACAAGUGUUAUUUCAGUUGUAAUGUGGCUUCAUUCCCUCUUCCCUUUUAUAUGAUGUUUUCAAUCACUGAGUAAUUCUGUUCCGGAGCAUGCAGUGUAGUUGGCUUGGAUUGCUUGAAGGCAUUGUCUGAUGGAGCUGUAUAGAGACUUGGAUUUUCUGAGCGAAUCCAACCAGCUUGUAAUUAACAGGCUUCAUUAAAUAUCUGUUACAAGCAUGUUAAAGGGAAUUCCUCAGAUGUUCUGAGUAUCUACACAGCCCAAGUGUCUGAUUCUAGAUGACCCUGUGACUUUUCAGGUGUAUUACGGCAACAGAGCUGAAAGAAAGGUCCCGCCUUGAUGGAACAACUGGCUGUCAACAACAUUGUAACAUGAGAGUUUUUAAAUUCAGAACCUGAAAUUUUGUCAUGAGAUGACUGAUUGAUUGAUUGAUGUAUUUAUUUAUUUUUGUGUAAAGUGUGCAGUUCCAAUGUUCUUGCCCUCAGCUUGUGUUUUUCAGAAUUUACGACUAGUUCGAGACUUCUGUAGAAUAAAUCCUCUUAUUGGGGCAGCACCAGUCAAAGAUUGUACACAUCAUGAAGUACAUUUGGUAACUUUUGGGUCCUUCCAUUGUAAAACUGACCAAUUGUAACUUUUUAUUUUAUUACAGAUUAUUAAUAAACAUAUCUAAUUGA
This is a messenger RNA of Acipenser ruthenus (sterlet), 4664 nucleotides long. Its product is annotated as sodium/myo-inositol cotransporter-like. The transcript has 2 exons. Gene Ontology annotation, biological process: inositol metabolic process; myo-inositol transport; transmembrane transport. Lineage: Eukaryota; Metazoa; Chordata; Actinopteri; Acipenseriformes; Acipenseridae. Gene Ontology annotation, molecular function: D-glucose:sodium symporter activity. The coding region runs from base 763 to 2904 and encodes 713 amino acids. Gene Ontology annotation, cellular component: plasma membrane. The record is from RefSeq and is a predicted model, not a curated record.